AUAUAAUUUCAGCCAAUGGUUAACCUUAGUAUGGAAUAAUAGAAUAAAUAUAAACUGAAUUGCCAACGCUAACAGAAGAACGGAAAAACAUGAAAACGGUCUCAGAGGCCAGCACCGUGUACUCCAAAAUUGGUUCCCUGGGGUGGCACAUCUUGGUUCAGGGUGAGGGCCAGCAGGUUUCUGCCGCAGGACCUGUUUGGCUGGCUCGGUUUGCAGCGGGUGUUGAGAGGAGCAAACCGUGUCCUUCGGGACCAGCUGCCGACACGUGUGCCCCGAGCGGACCAGCACGGCUGCAGGGAGCGCGGGCAGCGCCGUGCCUGGGGCAGGGGCGGCGGCCGCGGCUGGCAGAGCACCCAAAGCACGGCGCAGUCUGUUUCCAUGAGCCACGCGGAGCCGAGGAGCUCAGUGCCCCUGGAUGGUGCAAACCCUGAGCAGCAGCAGCAGCAGCAGUGCAGCAGGCAGCAGUGCAGCAGUGCAGCAGGAGCCAUGUCUCUGCCCUUCAGGAAGGAGCUGGAGAAGUACAAGAAUAUCAACGAAGAUGAAAUACUCAGCAAGCUCUCAGAGGAUGAACUGAAGCAGCUGGAGCAUGUUCUGGAUGACCUUGAUCCAGAGAACGCGCUGCUCCCGGCGGGAUUUCGGCAGAAGGACCAGACCACCAAAGCUGCCACGGGCCCCUUCGACAGAGAGCGCCUGCUCUCCUACCUGGAGAAACAAGCCCUGGAGCACAAGGACAGAGAGGACUUUGUACCCUUCACAGGGGAAAAGAAAGGAAAAAUAUUUAUCCCUAAAGAAAAGCCUGUAGAAACCCGCACAGAAGAGAAAGUCACCCUGGAUCCAGAACUAGAAGAGGCCCUGGCCAGUGCUUCAGAUACCGAGCUCUAUGACCUUGCAGCUGUUCUUGGAGUGCACAACAUGGUCAACAACCCAAAAUUUGAUGAAGCAGGAGCCCGCGGUAAAGAUGGAAAAGGAAUCGUGAGAAAUGUGGUGAAAGGUGAAAAGGUCAAGCCCAUCUUUGAGGAGCCACCUAAUCCAACCAAUGUGGAAGCAAGUUUACAAAGGAUAAAAGCAAAUGAUCCUAGUCUCACAGAAAUUAAUCUCAACAACAUCAAGAAUAUUCCUAUUCCGACACUGAAAGAAUUUGCAAAAGCUCUGGAAACCAACACACAUGUGAAGACAUUCAGCCUUGCAGCUACUCGAAGCAAUGACCCUGUAGCUAUUGCAUUUGCAGAUAUGUUGAAAGUGAACAAAACACUGAAGAGUCUGAAUGUGGAAUCCAACUUCAUCACUGGGACAGGCAUUUUGGCACUGAUUGAUGCACUGAAAAAGAAUGAAUCCCUAACAGAGAUUAAAAUUGACAACCAGAGGCAGCAGCUUGGGACAGCUGUGGAGAUGGAGAUUGCCAAGAUGCUGGAGGAGAACUCCAGGAUUCUCAAGUUUGGAUACCAGUUCACAAAACAAGGUCCAAGAACCAGGGUUGCAGCAGCUAUCACUAAAAACAACGAUCUGGUUCGGAAGAAGCGCGUGGAAGGCGAGCGGCAGUAGCCACAGCACCGAGGACACGACUGGAGGCCACCACCAGCUGCAGCCUCAGAGUGCUCACUGCUCACCAGGGAAGGCACUGGAAAACUGUUACCAUGGGAGUUGCUGAUUUCUGUUCAUGUCUCCUUUUAACCUUGAAAACAGAGCCUGUUUGUUUUCGAUUCUCACGGUUAAUUUAAUUCUUAUGAGAAAGGUUCAUAGUUGGUUUGAUUUUAAUGAGGAAAAUGGUUUGCAGUAUCUGAAGCCAAUAUGCAGCAUCUUAACUGUGUUACUGAGCAUAACAUAUAGUGACUCUGACCCUUAUUUUAGACACUUUUUGAUAUAUGAAAAUAUGACCUUGUAUAUGGAUACGGGAUUCUCUGCUGACAAUAGAAGUUUUAGGGCCAAGUUCUGCAAUGCCUUAUGUCUGUGAAUAAUCCUUACCUGUGUGUAAUGUCCUGCUGAACUGAACCCUGCAAUGGGCUGCUCCCAGGAGUAGAACUAGUGAUGCCAGUACAGGUUUGCAGGUUCACACCUUGAGCCUCUCCCCUGCAGCGGGGUCUGGGCAGCUGGAGCCACCUUGGAAUGUUCCUGUGACCCUGCUGAGUCUCCACCCGCCCAGCUCCCGGUGCAGGGCCACGCCUAGACGUACAAACAUUGUCAAAGCGUAUUUGUUUACAUAAGCUUAGCUUAGGUGGAUCAUUUUGCAAUGUUACACUGAUGUUUUUUAUUCUCACUCCACAUUGUAAAGUAAUAUUAGUGCUGCCAAUCCUAUAGACAUUGAAUGUUUUGAGGUUUUUUCUAGGCCAACAAGUUUUUGUUUGCUACUAGAAUGCACAGUUUACAGCUAGUGAUCUUAACCUAAACAAGUAUUCUGAGCAAUAUUUGUUUUGCUUUGAGCCAUGAGUUGGACUUUUUUUAGUUCUAGUAUUUUUGUACAUUUGUUAGCAUUAUAGGACUGUUCUCAGGACCUUUUAGAUGAAGAUUAAUUAAAUACUUAAUCCAGAAGAGCCACUGUGCUACCAGAAAAGACUUUAAAGGGGUAGUUUUGACAGCUACAUAACUGACAUUUAUAUGCUGCAGUUGAGGUUUUCCCUGUAUCACAAGGCACAUGGGUAUUUGUGCCAGUGUUUAUCUGAAUAAGGGCAGAUUUAAGCACAUGCACAAAUGCUUUGCUAAACCAUGGCCUUACCUUACGUGCUGGACAUUAUCUUAACCCAGUGGAAAACACUCACAGAGCAGCAGCUGACCCCAAUGCUCAACAGCAUUGAAACUUCAGUAAGAAUUCAGUCUGAUGUUCCAUUUUGUGUAUUUUACCAUCUAGAACCACUCUCUACCACAGUUAUAUCACUGCCAACAGCUGACUGACAGCCAGAGGUUCAUUUGGUGACACGUGCGCUUGCUGUGAGAGUGAAGGGACGCUCAGGUCAGUGUGCCACACACCCCGAGCUUUCAGGAAGUCACAGAAAUGCUCCUGCAUGGUGGGCAGUGCUGUUCCCUGGGCACCCUGGCCUCCCUGAGAGCAGGGAUGGAGCUCUGCUCGCCUGGGCAGAGCUAGACAGCACAGUCACUGCAAGAUGCUCCUGAGGCAGCAGCGGGGCAUCCAGAGACCCGCGGGGCCCCGGAGCAGUCGGGGGAUGCUUGGCACCCUUCCCUGAGCGAUGUUCUCACCCUGCUGGGGUGUGAGCUAAGAGCAUGAACCCUCCCUCUGUGCCUUCUAUAAAGGAAAUGAGUAGGUCCAAGGCAAAGCUCUUCCUGUUGGAUACAGGUCUUUGUAGUGGGGUCCACAGUGAAUAACACUCACUGAAAUCCCACUUCAAUUCUUGGCUAAAGUGGUCUGCUGAGCUGGGAUAUGAAGUGCAGUAGCCACAGUUUACUUCCCUGAGAGCUCCCAGUCUCUACAAUUUCCACUUCCUCCCUUCCUCAGAAUAAACUGAAACCUUUGCUUUGCAAGUAGCAAACAAAACACACAGGGAGUCUUGCUAGGGUUUUGCCUGGAUCCAUACAGGAUUUGCUGUGAAAAACUUUGAUAUCCCAUUUAAAAAAAAAGACAAGUUGUGUAAUACAAGAGUCUCUACAUGGGCUUAAAUAGAAUCCUUAAAAAACAAUUGGAUUACAAGGGGAAUACUGGGCUUUGCACCAUGCAGUUUAAUGGGUGGGAACAAUCCUCAUCCACAAAGCCUAAAAAUUAUGUUACUGAUAACCUUCAGAGACAGGGAUCAGACUGCCCCUAAUUUCUUGUUCUUUGAUCCAACCAAGGGACUCCCAAUUAUCAACCAAUUCUUUGAAGAUUUUUAAUGGUUAUUUUUUUCUUUAAGGGUGGUACGUACCUGUGUUUAAGGGAGACAAGUGCAAUCCAUUUCUAGUCUUACUUGCCAUUGCCAGUGUUGGUAUUUGCAUGCAGCAGUUUCACGAGGAUGGGUUGGUCUGUAAGCACACACGUGCUUACACAGUCAGGUGGCUCCAGGCGUGUUUUGCAGCCCCAGUUUGCACCCCGGACCGAGGUACCUGGCUGGGGAAGCGCUGUGGGCUCUCCGUGCCUCCAUCUGCCAUGCCCUUUGCACAGCCGGGGUUCCUGUGCAGGGAGGAGCCUCGCCCUGGAGGGCCCAUCUCAAACACCAGCCCCACCAGAGCUGUGCCCCAGACCCGGAGUCUGCCUCCUUCCAGCGUGUGCAAGGACAGCUCCCAAUUCCUGGCUGUUUUCUCCAGGCAGCUGCUGCCAGCCCUGCAGGGGGCUCAGUGACCAGGGAUGUCUUUGUCCUGCCUCUUCUGUGUGCUCCUUGAUUGUCACCAGCCUUGAGUGUCACAGCUCACAAAUUUCAACAAUAUAAAGAUCUGUUGGAUGCAACAAGAGCACACGAUGAUGCUUGGAGGCAGAUUUUCAUGCUAAUGCAGGAUUAUUUAGCUGGUUAAAAAUCUCUGCAACUAACAAGAAGGGAGGCAGGAUGUGACGAGUUAUUUCAUAUUCUACUUUCAGAUAACAUCUGGCAUUGUCAAUGCUGAAUGGGGAACAGGGACAGAAGAGUCCUUUUUUCUUAAGCAAGCAUUCAGGAGUAACUUUGUCUAUUUUUGCACAUUGCUUCUCGUGUUGACUGCUUCAGUUUGGUUUGUAUUUUUUAUACAGUUUUUUCAUGGGAAAGCUCAACUUUGUGCAUGUCCCAACAUCCGUGUGGAGUGUAGCGUGCACUAAGGACCGUAUGUGUACAUGUGUAAAUGACGAUGUUAUCUCUGGAACAAAAGUAAUUGCAUGCGCACAGUGGGGUGCAUAUUACUCAAGAGGAAGAGAAUUACCACGCUAUGUAACAGUGACUCCCCAGCAUUGUGGUUUUUCUAAAUAAACCUUCACAAA
Messenger RNA from Prinia subflava (tawny-flanked prinia), 4867 nucleotides. Its product is annotated as tropomodulin-2. The record is from RefSeq and is a predicted model, not a curated record. The coding region runs from base 379 to 1542 and encodes 387 amino acids. Gene Ontology annotation, cellular component: striated muscle thin filament; cytoskeleton; myofibril. Gene Ontology annotation, molecular function: tropomyosin binding. Lineage: Eukaryota; Metazoa; Chordata; Aves; Passeriformes; Cisticolidae. The transcript is spliced from 10 exons. Gene Ontology annotation, biological process: actin filament organization; pointed-end actin filament capping; myofibril assembly.